AUGCUGUUUAACGUGAGGAACAUCUUCAGUAUUGCAAAACCAACAAGGACCAGCAAGGAGAUGCUGCGACAGUUUUGGUAUGGGCAACCAGCUCAAAUGAAUGUUCACCUGAAAGGACGUGACCUCCUUACUUUACACAACUACACAGCAGAUGAGCUGAAGUAUUUGCUGUGGAUGGCCUCAGAUUUGAAACAAAGGAUAAAACACAAAGGAGAGUAUUUGCCUUUGAUGCAAGGAAAAUCUUUGGCCAUGAUUUUUGAGAAGAGAAGCACAAGAACAAGAUUAUCUGCAGAAACAGGUUUUGCUCUUCUUGGUGGGUAUCCUUCCUUCCUUACAACUCAAGAUAUACAUCUGGGCACUAAUGAGAGUCUCACAGAUACAGCAAGGGUGCUGUCCUGCAUGACAAAUGCAAUCUUGGCUCGAGUUUAUAAGCAUAACGAUCUGGACCUAAUGACGAAAGAAGCCACGAUCCCAAUAAUCAAUGGAUUGUCCGAUUUAUACCAUCCUCUCCAGAUUUUAGCAGAUUACCUAACUCUUCAGGAGCACUAUGGUGGACUAAACGGGCUCACUAUCACCUGGAUUGGAGAUGGAAACAAUGUCCUCCACUCCAUCAUGACAAGUGCUGCAAAGCUGGGCAUGCACCUGUGUAUUGCAACUCCUAAGGGCUUUGAACCAGACCUGAGAAUAACUGAAAUAAGUGAACAAUACUCCAAAGAGUAUGGUACCAAGUUACUUCUCACAACAGAUCCUUUGGAAGCUGCAGCUGGUGCCAAUGUCUUAAUUACGGAUACAUGGAUAAGUAUGGGACAAGAAGAGGAAAAGAAAGAAAGACUAAAGGCAUUUCAAGGUUAUCAGAUUACAAUGCAGACUGCAAAAUCUGCUGCUUCCAACUGGACGUUUUUACAUUGUUUACCUAGAAAACAUGAAGAAGUUGAUGAUGAAGUAUUUUAUUCCCCACAAUCCUUGGUUUUCCAGGAGGCUGAAAACAGAAAAUGGACAAUUAUGGCUGUCAUGGUUUCCCUGCUGACAGAUUACUCACCACAGCUACAAAAGCCUACAUUUUGAUGCUUGGAUUCCUGCCAAGAGAAAAAUGUCCCUCAUCGGCAGAAUAUUCUGGUCCACAAAUACAUAGAUCUUCAGAAAUGAACAAAGCAAUGAAUGAUUCUUCAAUAAAACUGCAUAGUUAGCUGUAUAAUAUUGCAUUACAUUCGUGAAUAUGUUCAAGACAAUAAGCACCACUGCAAAAGCUAUUUUUCAUCUUGAUGCUCCAAGUUGUCUAUCUUUUCUAGGGAUCAGCAUCACGGAAAAUGUUCUAAGGUUGUACUUUAACAUACAAUUAAUGUGUAGACUAUGCUAUGCCUUUACCAGUACCAUAGGCAUAGCAUAGUCCACACAUAGCUGUGUUGGAACUCAGAUAAUGUAAUAUGACAGACAUAAACUUCUAACUAAACGUGUCCAUUUACGCACAGAGAAGGAAGUAUGCACAGAGAAGCAGUACUUUAGUUUGCCAUGAAUGCCUGCACCUCCUGGACAGCCUGGCUCCAGCCAGCCUCCAAAUGCCGUUUCUGUUUGACACUGAAAAUAUAUAGACCUUGUGAGCAUUAU
This is a messenger RNA of Cuculus canorus (common cuckoo), 1605 nucleotides long. It is a transcript of the gene OTC, whose product is annotated as ornithine transcarbamylase. The record is from RefSeq and is a predicted model, not a curated record. The coding region runs from base 1 to 1065 and encodes 354 amino acids. Gene Ontology annotation, biological process: L-citrulline biosynthetic process. Lineage: Eukaryota; Metazoa; Chordata; Aves; Cuculiformes; Cuculidae. The transcript is spliced from 10 exons. Gene Ontology annotation, cellular component: mitochondrion. Gene Ontology annotation, molecular function: ornithine carbamoyltransferase activity; amino acid binding.